CAUGAGUUACAAACAUAACUGCGGGUGACGGGCUAUUUUUGUUUUAGGAGAAACCUGGAAAAAAAUAAGAUUAAAAAAAAUUAUUAUUACUAUUAUUUACACCGUAUAUAUAUAUAUUUUUUGUCAGCCUUAAAAAAUAUUUUUCAUCACUGUUGCACUUUAGCUUUAAUUUAUUAUUAUUAUUUUGUAAAUUCGAAAAGAUGUGGACUUUCCUGGGAAUAGCAAGCUUUACCUAUCUUUAUAAAAAAUCCGACACGGUGGUGAGUUUGGCUCAGAAAGAGCUUGUGAUGGCCGUAGCCUUAUUCUUUACAGCCAGCCUGCUGCUCUCAUAUAUCGCCUAUUUUCACGGCCAGAAGCUCAGAGUCACCCAGGUACUUAAUGUGUUCCUGAACAGUCUGUCUUUGUUACCUGUUAUCAACCACUUAAUCCCCCAAACUGCAAGGAGCGAGCGAGCAGAGAAGAGCUGCAAAGAGGGCCGGAGAACAAGGAAAAGAGUGGAAACGAGCUCCUCUGACUCACUCAGUGCUUCAGCGUGUGAAUCCUUUGAUGCUCCGGAUGUGGUGAUAGUUGGGGCCGGCGUUUUGGGCUCGGCGAUGGCGGCAGUCCUGGCCCGGGACGGCAGGAGGGUGACGGUGGUGGAGAGGGACCUGAGAGAGCCGGACAGGAUAGUGGGAGAGCUGCUGCAGCCCGGAGGAUACAGAGCACUCAGAGAGCUCGGACUGGAAGGCUCUGUGGAGGGUCUGGAUGCCCAUCUUGUGCACGGCUACGUGAUCCACGACAUAGAGAGUGGCACCGAGGUGGAGAUCCCCUACCCUGAGGAGGAGACAAAAGUCUACUGUGGCCGUGCUUUUCAUCAUGGGCGAUUCAUCAUGGGCCUGAGGAGAGCCGCCAUGGCUGAGCCAAAUGUCACAUUCAUAGAAGGCACCGUGACCAGUCUGCAGGAAGAGGACGGCUGUGUAACCGGAGUCCAGUACAAGGAUAAAGAAACCGGAGACAUCAAGGAGGUCCAUGCACCUUUAACUGUGGUGGCUGACGGCUGCUUCUCCAAAUUCAGGAAGAGUUUGGUGUGCAGGAAAGCUCGCACCUGCUCUCACUUUGUGGGAUGCCUGAUGAAGGACUGUCCGCAGUUUAAGGCCAACCACGCCGAGCUGGUGCUGGCCAAUUCCAGCCCAGUGCUCAUCUACCAGAUCUCCUCCUCUCAAACCAGAGUGCUUGUGGACAUCAGGGGGGAGAUGCCUCGUAACUUGCCAGAGUACAUGACUGAGAAAAUCUACCCACAGUUGCCAGAGCAUUUAAAGGAGCCUUUCAUGGUGGCUAUACAGAACGAUCGACUCAGGUCCAUGCCUGCCAGCUUCCUCCCACCCACCCCCGUCAACAAGCCAGGCGUGCUUCUCCUGGGUGAUGCUUACAACAUGAGGCAUCCUCUGACCGGAGGCGGGGAUGAGUGUUGCUCUAACGACGUUUGUAUCUGGAGGAGUCUGCUCAGGAACGUUCCAGAUCUGUACGACGACAGGACCAUGCUGCAGGCAAAGAAAAAAUUCCACUGGGAACGCAAGUCAUCACAUUCUUUUGUGGUGAAUGUGUUGGCCCAGGCUCUGUAUGAGCUGUUUGCAGCCACUGACAAUUCUCUUCAUGAGCUGAGAAAGGCCUGUUUCCAGUACUUCAAGCUUGGCGGAGAGUGUGUUGCUGGGCCUAUUGGACUCCUCUCAGUGUUGUCACCCAAACCCAUGACCCUCAUUGGACACUUCUUUGCUGUGGCGCUGUAUGCAGUCUACUUCAACUUCAAGUCUGAAUCCUGGAGCACCAAACCCCGAGCUUUAUUUAAGAGCGUAGCCAUCCUGUGCCGAGCCUGCAGAGUCAUGUUUCCACUCAUCUACUCUGAACUCAAGUACCUGGUGUACUAAAGAGACAAACUGUGGGAAGAUUUAAACGCCUCAACUGGAAGAAAAACUCACCUUCCUGCUGAAAACAGCACUUUUAGCCAGCGUUUUACUCUUGAUUUUCUACAAUAUUCUUCUUCCUUACUGAAGAUGGUUCCACUUGAUGCCUUUGUUCAGCUUUCGUGUAGCCUCUUUAGUGCUCACCCACAGUCUGCCCUGUCUGCCAAAGCACCGAGGCCUACAUUAGCUAUACUCAUUCCUGCCAAGCAGAAUU
Messenger RNA from Archocentrus centrarchus (flier cichlid), 2154 nucleotides. It is a transcript of the gene sqlea, whose product is annotated as squalene epoxidase a. The record is from RefSeq and is a predicted model, not a curated record. Gene Ontology annotation, cellular component: membrane; endoplasmic reticulum. Bases 201 to 1904 code for a protein of 567 amino acids. The transcript is spliced from 11 exons. Gene Ontology annotation, biological process: cholesterol metabolic process; sterol biosynthetic process. Gene Ontology annotation, molecular function: flavin adenine dinucleotide binding; squalene monooxygenase activity. NCBI's taxonomy places the organism in Eukaryota, Metazoa, Chordata, Actinopteri, Cichliformes, Cichlidae.